UCUUUAUAUUUAGUCAUUGUCACAGCAUCACUAUUUUAGUGACAUGUGAUUGUCAAAUGCCAUCUUAACUUUGACGUUUAUUACACGUGCUGAUAUUUGUUGAUAGUGAAUUGUGUAAUAAAAAAUAAUCUAAUGUACCUAGUGGUAACUGAGAUGUUUUAAAUUUAACUUUAAUAAUGUCGCGUCUUAUCAUAAAAAAUUUACCUAACAAGGUAACUGUUGACCAAUUGAAGGACAUAUUUGCUGAAAAAGGUGAAGUAACUGACGUCCAGUUAAAAUAUACAAAAGAUGGAAAAUUUAGAAAUUUUGGAUUUAUCGGAUACAGAAGUGAAGAACAAGCCAAUGCUGCAAAAGAAUACUUUAAUGGUACAUGCAUUCGUUCAAUGAAAAUACAAGUAGAAACAUGCGCCAAUCUUGGAGAUGAGAAAAAACCCAGAGCCUGGAGCAAAUAUGCACCUGACAGCACUGCUUUCAAAAAAAUACAUAAAGAUGAACUGGGUGAAAAAGUCAAAAAAAAGAAAGACAAAAAAGUAGAGAAAAGCAAAAAUAAAAUCAAAGAAUUAUUAAAGAAGCACAAAGAUGACCCAUUAUUUGCAGAGUUUAUUGAUGCUCAUGUGAAUGAAAAGACAGGAUGGAUUAAAGAUGCCUUUGAGGAAGCGGCCAAGUCAGAUGAGGACAGCGGAGUAGAAGAAGAAACUGUAGAACAGACUGCUAAAGAAGUGGUUAAAGAGCCACCAAAAGUGAAUAAGGAAAUGAACACUACUGAAAAAGUAGCUAAUAAACAGAUCAGUGAUUUGGAAUACAUGAAAUUACUAAUGAAAAGAGUGGAUGAUGGUCUGACUUCACAAGAUAGCAUGCCUGAAAGUGAUGAGCCAAAAAAAAUAAGAAAUAGACCAUUGUUUUAUAUUAAGAUAACAGGUUUACCAUUCAAGUGUAAAAAGAAAGAUAUCAAAGAGUUCUUCAGACCGUUAGUGCCCUUCUCAAUAAGGCUACCAUUAGGCAAGGGAAAAAAACUCGCUGGUUUCUGCUAUGUUGGCUUUAGAACUGAGAAUGAAUUUAAAAAAGCACUUAAUAAGGAUAAAUUAUUUUUGGGCAACCAUCGAAUACAUAUACACAAGUACGAAAAUAGAGCAAAACAAGAGGCUGAAGAACAACAAGAAGCCGAUAAUAAAAAGAAAGAACAGCAAACAAAUAACGAAGAAAGCAUUGGUGAAAGUGGGAGUAUAUUUGUGAGAAACUUGCCCUAUGUUGUGUCAGAAGCUGAAGUAACAGCUCUGUUUGAGAAGUAUGGCCCGCUGGCAGAAGUGAACAUGCCCAUAGAUACGGUGCUGCGGCAACCGAAAGGUUUCGCUACGGUAACGUUCAUGAUUCCCGAAAACGCUGUGAAAGCGUAUACGGAACUGGACGGCACGACUUUUUGCGGCAGGAUGCUACACUUACUGCCAGCCAGGACGGAGGCGAUUGAAGGCGAUAGUGAUAAUGAGGGUUUAUCAUUCAAAGAAAAAAAAGCAAAGAAGUUAAAAGCUCAGGCUAAAUCAUCGCACAAUUGGAACAUCCUAUUCUUAGGAGCCAAUGCGGUCGCAGAUGUUGUUGCGGCCAACUACAAUACUACAAAAGAUCAACUGCUUAAUGAUAACAGCAAAACCACCAGCGCGGCCGUUAGAUUAGCACUUGGUGAAACACAACUCGUAGCCGAAACAAAGGCUUUUCUUGAAAGUAAUGGGGUCUAUUUAGAUGCAUUUAAUAAACCAGCCAAGAAACGAUCAAACACUUGUAUUUUAAUAAAGAAUUUACCAGCAGACACAGAUAAAGACGAACUCAAAGCGUUAUUCGAAAAGCACGGACAGAUCGCAAGGUUUUUAAUGCCGAAACAUGGAAUCACUGUGCUAGUAGAUUACAUUGAGCCAUUCGAAGCCAAGAAAGCUUUUACAAAAUUAGCCUAUUCACAGUUCAAAAGUUCUCCUUUAUAUUUAGAAUGGGCGCCGGAGAAUGUAUUCGUUAAAUCAACAAAUAAAACAGAAAAUAGUAAUAAGGAAACGGAGGAAGAAAAUAAAAAUGAAUUGAAAGACGAAAAUCCAAUGCCAGAAAAUAAGAAUAAAAUGAAUAAAGAUUCAAAACCUGAAUACGUUAAGAACGAGAAAGUUGAUGAACAUGUUAUAAUUGAAGAAGUCCAUGAUCUCAUGGAGCCGGAAAACGAUACGACAUUGUUUGUCAAAAAUCUUUUCUUCCAGACUACUGAGGACGCGUUAAGACAGCAUUUUUCAAGUUGCGGCAAAUUGUAUAGUGUAACCAUCGCAAAAAAGAAAGAUCCGAAGAGACCCGGCCAAUUUCUUUCAAUGGGAUACGGUUUCGUUCAAUAUUAUAGAAAAGAACACGCCAAUGAAGCGCUGAAGUCAUUACAAAACUCCACAUUGGAUGGAAAGACUUUAGAAUUGAAGAGAUCGGAACGUGGCAACAACGCCGACGUGACAACAGCCAGAAAAACUAAUAAGGUGACCCCUCAAAACGGAACUAAAAUACUCGUACGUAACGUCCCAUUCCAGGCUAACAGACAAGAGUUGCACGAAAUAUUCAGAGCAUUUGGGGAAAUUAAAACUUUGAGGUUGCCAAAAAAAUUGACACCAGGCGCGGAUCAACAUCGAGGCUUUGCCUUCGUGGAUUAUCAUACUAAAGCAGACGCUAAAAGUGCAUUCGAAGCACUAUGUCAGUCGACACAUCUUUAUGGGAGAAGGCUAGUUUUAGAAUGGGCAGAUCAAGGCAAUGAAAAUGAAGAUAUUGAUCUACUUAGGAAACGAACAGCUCAGUCAUUUAAUGCAAAGGCUACAGGAGGGAAGAAAUCUAGAAAAGGUGCAAUUGAUGCAGAAAAGUUUGUUGAUGGAGAUCAGGAUGAUGUUUAAAAUAAAAUGUGUAUAAUAUAAA
This is a messenger RNA of Manduca sexta (tobacco hornworm), 2919 nucleotides long. Its product is annotated as probable RNA-binding protein 19. The record is from RefSeq and is a predicted model, not a curated record. Lineage: Eukaryota; Metazoa; Arthropoda; Insecta; Lepidoptera; Sphingidae. Gene Ontology annotation, molecular function: mRNA binding. Gene Ontology annotation, cellular component: ribonucleoprotein complex; nucleus; cytoplasm.